Molecule: messenger RNA, 1112 nt
Organism: Mugil cephalus (flathead mullet)
Lineage: Eukaryota; Metazoa; Chordata; Actinopteri; Mugiliformes; Mugilidae
Gene: aimp1b
Product: aminoacyl tRNA synthetase complex interacting multifunctional protein 1b
Exons: 7
Coding region: 232-1107 (291 amino acids)
Molecular function (GO): tRNA binding
Source: RefSeq, a predicted model, not a curated record
CUCCGGGCCCGAUCUGCUGCUUCUUCCUCCUCCUGGUGUGUUCCGCCUGGACACGCGACCGCCCCGAGAUCACGAAGAAGGACGAACCCACUGUGACGUCAGCCCGCAGAGGGGAGGAGGUGUUUGACCUCUGACCCACGGCUGGAGAUGGACAUGGACAGCUGACGGCGUCUCCCUGCCGAGGACAUCGUCCGUGAGCUUUCAGUCUGAGAACGACAAACUUCCUUAAACAUGGACAAAACUGCCGACCUGCUUCCCCCCAGCCUUGAAGCUGCCAUCCUGAAGCUCGACCCUGAGGAUGGUGAACAGAUCAUGGAGUAUUUCAAAACUCACGCCCUGCUGUCAAGAGAGAAAGCUCUCCUGCAGACGUCGGUACGAGAGCAGAAGAAGCUUCUGGUGGAAAAUGCCAAACUGAAGAAAGACAUCGAACAGCUGAGAGGACAACUACAGGACAAACAGAGGAGACGCAGCGUCAAGGCCCCGCCUCCUCGGAGUCUUAGCCCCGCCCCCGAAUCCCCUGUCAGUCAACCAAUCAGAGAGAAGCAGAGCAGGAGGAAACGUGGAGAGAGGAAAGGAGAGGAGGACUCUCUCUCUCUGGGGGCGGAGUCUCGGGACGACGUGUCACGUCUAGACCUGAGAGUCGGACGAAUCCUCAGCGUCCGGCGCCACCCGCUGGCCAACGCCUUGACAGUCCAGGAAGUGGACGUGGGAGAAAACGCUCCACGGACGGUGGUCAGUCAGCUGGGAGGGACGACACACCUGGAGCAGCUCCAGGGGUCUCUCGCUGUGUUGCUAUGCAACGUCAAGGCCUGUAAGCUGAGGGGCGUGGUCUCCCAGGCCCGUCUCAUGUGUUGCUCCGCCCCCGACGACUAUGUAGAGCUGUUGGCCCCGCCCACGGGCUCCGCCCCCGGAGACCGAGUCACCUUCCUGAACUACCCCGGUGAGCCGGACCGGGAGCUCCAGGCCAAGGAGAGGGUUUGGGAGCUGGUGCAGCGCCACCUGCAGGUGGACAGUAGGGGCGUGGCCAACUACAAACGCUGUGGGUUCGAGGUGAAGGGGAAGGGCCUGUGUCGAGCCCCGUCCCUCACCAGCUGCCCCAUCAGAUAGAGACA